AAACGGAAUCCAUCACUUUGACUGAACAAGCUUCUUCAAUUCAAAAACACACACAACGAAGACGAAGACGAAGAAGAAGAAACGAUGUUCUUGAUCAAAAACCUCACACGAAUCUCACCAACUUCAUCAUCAAUCGUGACCAGAUUCAGAAGCACCGGAUCAUUCACUCUCGCUUCCCGUUUCUGCACAGCUUCAGAGACUCAGAUUCAAUCUCCGGCUAAAAUUCCAAAUGAUGUGGAUCGGAGUCAAUAUUCAGGUUUAGCACCGACGAGAGAAGGAGAGAAACCGAGAGUGGUGGUUCUCGGGUCGGGUUGGGCGGGUUGUCGAUUGAUGAAAGGAAUCGAUACGAAUCUCUACGACGUCGUUUGUGUUUCUCCGAGAAACCAUAUGGUUUUCACUCCUCUUCUUGCUUCUACUUGUGUUGGUACUCUCGAAUUUAGGUCUGUCGCUGAGCCUAUCUCACGGAUUCAACCUGCGAUUUCUAGAGAGCCUGGUUCUUAUUUCUUCCUCGCUAAUUGCUCUCGUCUUGAUGCUGAUUCUCAUGAGGUUCACUGUGAGACUUUAACUGAUGGCUUGAAUACAUUAAAGCCAUGGAAGUUCAAGAUUACUUAUGAUAAGCUUGUGGUAGCUAGCGGUGCAGAGGCGUCCACGUUUGGAAUCCAUGGUGUCAUGGAAAACGCGAUCUUCCUUCGUGAAGUUCACCAUGCUCAGGAGAUUCGUAGGAAACUGCUUUUAAAUCUGAUGCUCUCUGAUACUCCUGGCAUAUCGAAAGAGGAGAAAAAGAGGCUGUUACAUUGCGUUGUGGUUGGUGGUGGACCAACUGGUGUUGAGUUUAGUGGUGAACUGAGUGACUUUAUUAUGAAAGAUGUUCGUCAACGAUAUUCCCAUGUGAAGGACGACAUUCAUGUUACUUUGAUUGAGGCCAGGGAUAUACUUUCAUCUUUCGAUGAUCGUCUCAGACGAUAUGCUAUCAAGCAGUUGAACAAGUCUGGAGUGCGGUUUGUGCGUGGGAUUGUGAAAGAUGUGCAGUCUCAGAAGCUAAUACUUGACGAUGGCACAGAAGUUCCCUAUGGACUCUUAGUGUGGUCCACUGGUGUUGGUCCUUCCUCUUUCGUUAGGUCUCUUGGUCUUCCAAAAGAUCCUACUGGAAGGAUUGGCAUUGACGAAUGGAUGCGUGUACCUUCUGUACAAGACGUGUUUGCCAUUGGUGACUGCAGCGGAUAUCUGGAGACCACCGGAAAACCAACCCUCCCUGCUCUCGCUCAGGUAGCUGAGAGAGAAGGGAAAUACUUGGCGAAUCUACUAAAUAAGAUCGGUAAAGCCAAUGGAGGACGAGCCAACAGCGCAAAGGAGAUAGAACUUGGAGCUCCAUUUGUGUAUAAGCACCUUGGAAGCAUGGCUACGAUCGGUAGAUACAAAGCACUAGUCGACCUUCGCGAGAGCAAGGACGCAAAAGGGAUAUCAAUGACUGGUUUUGUGAGCUGGUUCAUAUGGAGGUCGGCGUAUCUGACUCGAGUCGUAAGCUGGAGAAACCGAUUCUAUGUCGCCAUCAACUGGUUCACCACUUUCGUCUUCGGUCGUGACAUUAGCCGUAUCUGAGUUUUGUCCAAAGUCUCAUCUCGGCCUACGGUAAACGGCGUCGUUUGUACAGAAACACAUCAAUAACAUAACCUCGGGCUGAAAGAGAAAAGGUUUUAAACUUCUUUUUUUUUUGUGUGGCUGAUGUGAGCAAUAUGUUUUUUUGUUCUUUUUACUGUAUUUUGGUUGUUGAGUUUUCAUUUGAAGGAAAAUGAAUGUUUCAAACGAGA
Arabidopsis arenosa is the source of this 1808-nucleotide messenger RNA. Lineage: Eukaryota; Viridiplantae; Streptophyta; Magnoliopsida; Brassicales; Brassicaceae. The record is from the annotation of a GenBank genome assembly.